Messenger RNA from Mercenaria mercenaria, 2148 nucleotides. RefSeq lists its product as uncharacterized. The record is from RefSeq and is a predicted model, not a curated record. The transcript is spliced from 2 exons. Gene Ontology annotation, molecular function: ubiquitin-protein transferase activity. The coding region runs from base 1 to 2148 and encodes 715 amino acids. Lineage: Eukaryota; Metazoa; Mollusca; Bivalvia; Venerida; Veneridae. Gene Ontology annotation, biological process: positive regulation of DNA-templated transcription. Gene Ontology annotation, cellular component: chromatin; nucleoplasm.
AUGGCAGUGUCAGGUCGGAAGGUUUCUGAUUUUCGUGCAUCAGUAUCUGAAGGUACAACAGAGGAUUUUGACUACAGUUGUGAACCAUGCUUGGCUAUUGGCCAGUAUAUAGAAGCUCAUGGAUUUUGUGUGGACUGUCAGGAAUACAUGUGCAAGAACUGCUUUGCUUAUCACCAAAGGAUGAAAGCUACGAAACAUCAUAAUCUUCUUGAUAUAGAUAGCAUUGACAAACACACCAUUGAUAGUACUGAUUCAGCAGUGUGUACCGAAAAGUGUCAUAUUCACAAAAAUGAGAUCAUCAAGUUCUUCUGCACAAACCAUGAAUUUCUUGGGUGUACUGAUUGUAUAACUCUGAAUCACAGGACAUGUAAAACUGAUUACAUACCUGAUAAAUGUGCAGGUAUUGGAGAUAGUAACGAGUGCAGGGAAACAAUGAGAGCACUAGAUCGAAAGAUAGAAGAAAUGGAUGCCCUGCUCAAAAAGGCAACACUACAAGACAAUGAGGUGGAUUCCUCCUACGAUCACGUAAUAAAAGAAAUAACUAAGUUCCGCAAAGAGAUAAAUGAUCGCUUAGAUCAACUGCAAAAGCAAAUUCAGACAGAGGCCGACAAAAAGAAGUUCACAGAUAAACGAACAGUCAAAAAUGUGAUAGAAACAUGUACAGCAACUUCUUCAGAUAUCAUGAAAUUCAAGUCAAGUAUACAAGACAGCAAAACUUCGCAGCAGAAUGGGCAACUUUACAUCCUAAUCAAACAAGCAAAAUCCAAACUUAAGUUGGAUGAUUUGAAGAAUGCUGAAGAAUCUUUGGAUCAGACCAGCAUUCAAUACACAUUUAAAAGAAACAAACAAUUAGAGAACCUCCUUACAAAGAAAGAUAUAUUUGGGAAGUUGAACCUAUCCACUACCCUGAUGGAGAAAGAGCAGUUGAUCCUAUCCACUACCCUUAUGGAGAAAAGGCAGUUGAACCUAUCCACUACCCAGGUAAAGAAAGAGCAGAUGAACAUAUCCUCUACUCUGAUGGAGACAGAGCAGUUGGGCGUAUCCACUACCCUGAUGGAAAAAGAGCAGUUGAGCCUUUCCACUACUCUGAUGGACAAAGAGCAGUUGGACCUGUCAACUACCCUAAUGAAAGAGCAGUUGAGCCUAUCCACUACUCUGGUGACUCCGAGGAAGAAGAAAGUAUAUACAAAAUUAACUGACAUAGGAAAUAUAAAUGUAAGUAUAAAGUCAGAUGAGACUACAUGUAGAUGCAGUAUCACAGGGUGUGCAGUAUUGUUCUCUCACAGAGUUAUGCUGGCUGAUUACAACAACCAAAAGCUAAAGGUAGUGGACAAACAAAGUAAAGCUGUUAUACAAGAGAAGACGUUUGACUCAGUCCCAUAUGACGUUGCUGUACUGCCUCAGAACCAGAUUGCUGUGACAAUGCCAGAUAAGAAAGAGAUCCUUAUAAUGACAAAAACUGGAAAACUGUCAAUCAGCCGAAGUAUUCCAGUGAAACAACAAUGCAGAGGUAUAACUUACCAUCAAGGUCAACUCUAUGUGGUUUGCAGGGAUCCAAAUAGUGUUCAUAUAGUAGAUACACAAGGUAAUGUCAAUAACAUAAUCAGCCUUAACAAUGAGAUAUUUGCCACCCCAAACUACAUACUGUUAAGCGAAGAUGCCGGACAUAUCUACAUCAGUGACUGUGAUAGCAACAGUGUAGUCAGUGUGACAUUACAUGGUGAUAUAUCAGCUGUAUAUAAGCACAAUGAUCUUGUUGCACCAUUGGGAAUGCUGAUGUUAGAUGAUGGAUCAUUUCUGGUGUGCUGCUUCAACAAUGACACCAUACAUCAUAUCUCUAGAAACUUGAAGCGAGGUGAGACAGUCUUAAAUUCUGGAUUAGAGAACCCACAGUCUAUAUGCUACAAUCAUCGUGAACAAGAGGUGAGGUUUGCUUACAAUCGUAGUAUAGCCGGCGUCAUGUCUAUGGAUCAAGACGAUUUUCUGGAACAUUACUGCAACGCUGAAAGAUUUCCUCUUCUAACCGCCAUCUACAAUGCAAAAGAAGAACUGUCAUCAAAAGAUAAUCACGUGGUUGGUGACGUCAGCACAAGCACUACACAAUACAGACCACCGAAAGAUGUUCCUUUUGGCAUAGUUGUCGGAUAA